This is a messenger RNA of Vicia villosa (hairy vetch), 1192 nucleotides long. RefSeq names its product prohibitin-1, mitochondrial-like. Gene Ontology annotation, cellular component: mitochondrion; membrane. Gene Ontology annotation, biological process: mitochondrion organization. The coding region runs from base 137 to 1006 and encodes 289 amino acids. The transcript is spliced from 6 exons. NCBI's taxonomy places the organism in Eukaryota, Viridiplantae, Streptophyta, Magnoliopsida, Fabales, Fabaceae. The record is from RefSeq and is a predicted model, not a curated record.
CGGGUACCCGACCCAUAAAUCCCAAAACACAUACCCGAAGUAGUCGCAAACAGUGUUUUGCUCAAAAAUCUAAAACCCUACAACCACUGAACCCUCAUUACACCUAACACCAAUCUCCACCACCACUCUCCGCAAGAUGAAUUUCAACAACGUGAAGAUCCCGAAGGUUCCUGGUAGUGGAAUCGCUGCUUUGCUUAAAGUUAGCAUUAUCGGUGGACUUGCUGUGUAUGGAGCUACAAACACCUUGUAUAAUGUUGAGGGUGGUCAUCGAGCUAUUGUCUUUAACCGUCUUGUUGGUGUCAAAGAUAAGGUUUAUCCUGAAGGAACACAUAUUAUGAUCCCGUGGUUUGAGAGGCCUGUGAUCUAUGAUGUUCGUGCACGACCUCAUUUAGUUGAGAGCACUUCAGGAAGUCGGGAUCUCCAAAUGGUGAAAAUUGGACUUAGAGUUCUUACUCGUCCUGUGCCAGACCAAUUACCUACAGUUUAUCGAACUCUGGGCGAGAAUUAUAAUGAAAGGGUCCUUCCUUCUAUUAUACACGAAACCCUCAAAUCUGUGGUUGCCCAGUACAAUGCCAGUCAGCUCAUUACUCAGAGAGAGGCUGUUAGUCGUGAAAUAAGGAAGAUAUUGACUGAAAGGGCAUCACAAUUUAACAUUGCGUUGGAUGAUGUGUCAAUCACAAGUUUGACAUUCGGGAGAGAAUUCACAGCCGCAAUUGAAGCCAAGCAGGUUGCUGCUCAAGAAGCCGAGAGAGCUAAGUUUGUUGUCGAAAAAGCUGAACAAGACAAAAGAAGUGCUGUUAUUAGAGCACAGGGAGAAGCCAAGAGUGCUCAGUUGAUUGGUCAAGCUAUUUCCAACAACCCUGCAUUUAUAACCUUAAGGAAAAUUGAAGCUGCUAGGGAAAUUGCACAAACAAUUUCAAAUUCUGCCAACAAGGUUUUCUUGAAUUCAGACGAUCUCUUGCUGAACCUCCAGGAUUUAAAUUUGGAGCCCAGUGGGAAGAAAUAGCUAUGUUGCCGAGUUCACUUAAAUCAAUAACUUUUUUCUUGUAUUAUGAUUCAUUUUCAACUGUAUUCUAUUAACUCAUCACAUGAGAUUCAGCUUUGCAAACUGGAUUAUGGACAAACUGAUUGUCAUUAUCUUUUCAACGGAACAUUUGAGAGAUAAGGGAAGUUCAAAUCUCUAUCUUUGUCA